ACUCAAACAGACAACGUGGCAUUGAGAGGAGUGGCCACUCAGUCAUCACAGUUUGGGGAUCGCAAUGCUGAAUAUGCCAUUGAUGGGAAAAGAAACACAAACUAUGAAUCCUGCACCCACACCACACAGGAGACCAACCCCUGGUGGAGAGUGGACCUGCUGGAUGUGACCAGAGUGACAGCUGUCACCAUCACCAACAGAGACGAUGUUCCUGAGAGGCUUGAUGGUGCUGAGAUCCAUAUCGGUAACUCACUGGAGAACAACGGCAUCAACAACCUCAGGUGAGUAGUGAAAUAGAAUAGAUAACAUUGUACUGUAAUUCUGAUUGAUUGUAAAGUUUAUGUGAGUCAGUAAAAAUAAGUUAUUCAAUAAAUGUGUUGAUAUUUUCAGUCAUACUUUAGUGAAGUAGCAUGUUAACUAUAGCAACGCACUGUACAAUAAACGCUCUCUCCCCCACCCUCUCUCUCUCUCUUUACUUCAGAUGUGUUGUCAUAUCCCACAUCCCAGCAGGAGAGACCCACACAUUCCAGUGUAAAGAGAUGGAGGGUCGUUAUGUUGUUGUGGUCAUCCCAGGCAGGUCGGAAUAUCUCACUCUGUGUGAAUUGGAAGUAUAUGGCACUCCUGCAGGUAAUCACCUGUAACUGUCUUCGCUAUUCACAUUCCUCAUCAAGUGAAGUUUACAUUACUUGUAUAUAGUAGAACAUGAAUGUUGGAACUGAUAAACAUUCAGUUGGUUCAGGUGCUUCAUUCAUAGUCAAAUAAACAAAUCAAUAAAUCAAUGAAUAAAGUAUAAGCAUGUCCCAAUUAAAGGUAACUAAUUACAUUUAAUACAAGUUGGUGCAGGUGUGUGUGUGUGUAUGUACAGGGGGGUGUGGAUGUGUAUAUCUGAGGUGUAUUCACUAGGAACCAAAUGGAACAAAAUGGACGAAAUGGGGAAGGACUAACCUGAACUAACCUGUAAAAUGUUUUCUGUUGCAAAAUGUAUGGCUAAGGUGUGCACUACUGAAUAAACCUGUGUAUUAUGUCUGUCUCUGUCACUCAAACAGACAACGUGGCGUUGAGAGGAGUGGCCGCUCAGUCAUCACUUUUUCAUUGGGCCUAUACUCCAAGCAAAGUCAUCGAUGGAAACCGCAACUCUAACUAUAACUAUGGUGGAUCCUGCAGCAGCACUACUUUUAACACCAACCCCUGGUGGAGAGUGGACCUGCUGGAUGUGUACAGAGUGACAGCUGUCACCAUCACCAACAGAGGAGACUGCUGUCCUGAGAGGCUUGAUGGUGCUGAGAUCCAUAUCGGUAACUCACUGGAGAACAACGGCAUCAACAACCCCAGGUGAUACAUAGACAUCAGUAUAUUUGUAUGUCCUGUCUUGAAGGUAUUUGGAUACAUUGGACUUCAUCCAUGCUUCUGUAGCUAUUCUGUGGCUAUGUAUUGAACAGACUGAUUGUAUUCUCUGUGGUACAUUGUAGAGCAUCCUCAUUCCCUCUCAUGUGCUCUCUCUCUCUCUCUCUCUCUCUCUCUCUCUCUCUCUCUCUCUCUCUCUCUCUCUCUCUCUCUCUCUCUCUCUCUCUCUCUCUCUCUCUCUCUCUCUCUCUCUCUCUCUCUCUCUCUCUCUCUCUCUCUCUCUCUCUCUCUCUCUCUCUCUCUCUCUCUCUCACUCUUUCAGAUGUGUUGUCAUAUCCCACAUCCCAGCAGGAGAGACCCACACCUUCCAGUGUAAUGAUAUGGAGGGUCGCUAUGUUGUUGUGGUCAUCCCUGGACAGAACAGGAUUCUCACUCUGUGUGAGGUGGAAGUAUAUGGCAUUCCAGGUAAUCAUCUGUAACUGUCUUCACUGUUCACAUUCAUCAUCAAGUAAAGUUUACACAACGUUUACAUAGUAGAACAUCAAUGUUCUGGAAGUAUAAUUAAUGUGCUUGCUGACAGCAACAUCACUCUUGAUUUCUGUCAUAUUCCUAUUAAUGUGACUUGCUUCUGCAGUCACACUUUUAAUGUUGUAUUUAUUUCUUAUAUAGAUAUGGUAAUAAUAACUGAACUCUUAACCUCUUAUUUCAGACCCAGCCACCCCUAUUUCCUCCAACCCUCCCACCACUACUAUCUCCCCCCUCCCCUCCCCUCCACUCCCCCUCCCACCAGUAAUAUUACCCAUCUUCUAAACAUGUCAAAUGCAAUAAUAACUUUAAUGAAGAUAAUUAUUUUCCUAUCAGACUUCGUUUUAGUGGAGGUUAUACUUUUUCUUCCACAAUUCAUGUUCUUAUAUUGAAUGGUUUUUCUGUGACUCAGUGGGAGAUAUUUUCACAAUGCAAAUUAGUACAAAUCUGUGAAAGAAAUACAGUAAAACUCAUAAUCUGUCAGUGAGAUUUAAUAAGACACUUUUUUCUUCAACAAUGUGCGUUAUAAAAAGAACACUAUUCAUGCAUUGCUCAGCUUACUAAACUUUAGUAAAACAAUCACCUUUUUGUACAGCGCAUUGUUAAAGAAAUAUGUCAAAUUAAGUCAUACUGUCAAGUCCUAAUGAGUUUUGUGGUAUUCCUGGUAUGUUGCACAGAAUUUAACUAUUUUGCACCAUAAAAAAUGUAACCAAAUGUAUUUCAGCCCCCAAGUCAAAGAGAACGGUGGUGAGGAUGAAGAUCCAAUCAGAUGCUGAUCUGACAGACCAGGCAGUCGGUGACCAGCUCCUACAGCAGGUGAGAGAGAGGGAGAGGGGGAAGGAGAGAGAAAGGUGGAGGGAGAGAGAAAUAGAAUGUGUCUUUGAAUAUGAAAAUGUAUGUGCGAGUGCUGUCCAUGUGAUAAGAGAGAGAGAAUUCUGAAAAACCAUCCUCCGUGUACUACGUAAAACACCAAGUAAUGGAUGCAGAGCAGAAUUAGGACGAUUCCCUCUAAUGAUCAAAAUCCAGAGAAGAGCAAUUAAAUUCUACAACCACCGAAAAUAAGUAAUUAUCAAACCUUCCAUAAAAAUCCCUCACCUACAGAGAGAUGAACCUGGAUAAGAGUCCCCUCUGCCAGUUGGUAUGGGAACUCUGCUCACAAACAGACCCCACAGAGCCUCAGGACAGCAACACACAAUUAGACCCAACCAAAUCAUGAGAAAACAAAAAGAUAAUGACUUGACACAUUGGAAAGAAUCAACAAAAUAACUGAGCAAACAGUUUUUUUUAUUUAGCCCUAAACAGAGAGUACACAGUAGCAGAACAUCUGACCAUUGUGUAGGGCUGAUCCCAUGACAGCUUUGCACACUCUUGGCAUUCUCUCAACCAGCUUCAAGAGGUAGUCACCUGGAAUGCAUUUCAAAUAACAGGUGUGCCUUCUUAAAAGUUAAUUUGUGGAAUUUAUUUCCUUCUUAAUGAGUUUGAGACAAUCAGUUGUGUUGUGACAAGGUAGGGGGGUAUACAGAAGAUUGCCCUAUUUGGUAAAAGACCAAGUCCAUAUUAUGGCAAGAACAGCUCAAAUAAGCAAAGAGAAACAACAGUCCAUCAUUACUUUAAGACAUGAAGGUCAGUCAAUACGGAACAUUUCAAGAACUUUGAACGUUUCUUCAAGUGCAGUCGCAAAAAACAUCAAGCACUAUGAUGAAACUGGCUCUCAUGAGGACUGCGACAAGAAUGGAAAACCCAGAGUUAACUCUGCUGCAGAGGAUAAGUUCAUUAGAUUUACCAGCCUCAGAAAUUGCAGCCCAAAUAAAUGCUUCACAGAGUUCAAGUAACAGAUACAUCUCAACAUCAACUGUUCAGAGGGGACUGUGUGAAUCAGACCUUCAUGGUCGAAUUGCUGCAAAGAAACCAGUACAAUGGUGCCGUUUUAUGGACUCUUAACCAACCGUGCUAUUUUGUGUGUUUUUUCGCAUUGUUUGUAACUUAUUUUGUAGAUAAUGUUGCUGCUACCGUCUCUUAUGACCGAAAAUAGCUUCUGGACAUCAGAACAGUGAUAACUCACCUUGAACUGGACAAAUAUUUUCCUUUAAUGAGUUGGACGAGAGGGAUUUGCUCCAGACACCCGACAGGGCCCUCAUCCCCGUCAUUCGCAGUAGAAAGAAAAUAAGAUAUCACGGAAGGAGAUCGGGGUGCCUGGUCAGGAGCCGGCGACGAGUGGCUAAUCUGCCUUUGCCAUCAAUACUAUUGGCCAACUUACAAUCGCUUGAUAAUAAAGUGGACGAACUACAAGCCUGUAUAUCCUACCAACGGGAUAUUAAAAACUGUAAUAUCUUAUAUUUCACUGAGUCGUGGCUGAACGAAGACAUGAAUAACAUACAGCUGGCGGGUUAUACACUGUAUCGGCAGGAUAGAACAGCAGCCUCUGGUAAGACAAGGGGUGGCGGUCGAUGUAUAUUUGUAAACAACAGCUGGUGCACAAUAUCUAAGGAAGUCUAGGUUUUGCUCGCCAGAGGUAGAGUAUCUCAUGAUACCUCUAGAGUGGCGCAGUGGUCUAAGGCAGUGCUAGCUGUGCCACUAGAGAUCCUGGUUCAAAUCCAGGCUCUGUCGUAGCCGGCCGCGACCGGGAGACCCAUGGGGCGGCGCACAAUUGGCCCAGCGUCGUCCAGGGUAGGGGAGGGAAUGGCCGGCAGGGAUGUAGCUCAGUUGGUAGAGCAUGGCGUUUGCAACGCCAGGGUUGUGGGUUCCAUUCCCACGGGGGGGCCAGUAUGAAAAAUUAAAAAAAUCAUGUAUGCACUCACUAACUGUAAGUCGCUCUGGAUAAGAGCGUCUGCUAAAUGACUAAAAUGUAAAUGUAAUGAUAAGCUGUAGACCACACUAUCUACCAAGAGAGUUUUCAUCUAUAUUCUUUGUAGCUGUCUAUUUACCACCACAAACCGAUGCAGGCACUAAGACCGCACUUAAUGAACUGUAUACGGCCAUAAGCAAACAGGAAAACACACAUCCAGAGGUGGCGCUCCUAGUGGCCGGGGACUUUAAUGCAGGGAAUCUUAAAUCAGUUUUACCUCAUUUUUACCACUAUGUUAAAUGUGCAACCAGAGGGAAAAAAACUAUAGACCACCUUUACUCCACACACAGACACGUAAAGAAAGCUCUCCCUUGCCCUCCAUUUGGCAAAUCUGAUUCUAUCCUCCUGAUUCCUGCUUACGAGCAAAAAACUAAAGCAGGAAGCACCAGUGACUCGGUCAAUAGAAAAGUGAUCAGAUGAAGCAGAUGCUAAGCUACAGGACUGUUUUGCUAGCACAGACUGGAAUAUGUUCCGGGAUUCUUCCGAUGGCAUUGAGGAGUACACCACAUCAGUCACUGCCUUCAUCAAUAAGUGCAUCGAUGACGUCGUCCCUACAGUGACUGUACGUACAUACCCCAACCAGAAGCCAUGGAUUACAGGCAACAUCCGCAAUUAGAUAAAGGGUAGAGCUGCCACUUUCAAGGAGAGGGACUCUAACCCGGAUGCUUAUAAGAAGUCCCGCUAUGCCCUCUGACGAACCAUCAAACAAGUAAAGCGUCAAUACAGGACUAAGAAGGAAUCAUACUACACCGACAAAGGGAAGCAAAGCCGCGAGCUGCCCAGUGACACGAGCCUACCAGACUAGCUAAAUUACUUCUAUGCUCACUUCGAGGCAAGUAACACUGAAACACGCAUGAGAGCAUCAGCCGUUCCGGACGAAUGUGUGAUCAUGCUCUCCGUAGGCGAUGUGAGUAAGACCUUUUAAGUAGGUCAGCAUUCACAAGGCCGCAGGGCCAGACGGAUUACCAGGACGUGUACUCUGAGCAUGCGCUUACCAACUGGCAAGUGUCUUCACUGACAUUUUCAACCUCUCCCUGUCUGUGUCUGUAAUAACAACAUGUUUCAAGCAGACCACCAUAGUCCCUGUGCCCAAGAACACUAAGGUGACCAGCCUAAAUGACUACCGACCCGUAGGACUCACGUCUGUAGUCAUGAAGUGCUUUGAAAGGCUGGUCAUGGCUCAUAUCAACACCAUUAUCCCAGAAACCCUAGACCCACUCCAAUUUGCAUUCCGCCCCAACAGAUUGACAGAUGAUGCAGUCUCUAUUGCGUUCCACACUGCCCUUUCACACCUAGACAAAAGGAACACCUAUGUGAGAAUGCUAUUCAUUGACUACAGCUCAGCUUUCAACAACAUAGUGCACUCAAAGCUCAUCACAAAGUUAAGGACCCUGGGACUAAACACCUCCCUCUGCAACUGGAUCCUGGACUUCCUGACGGGCCGCCCCCAGGUGGUAAGGGUAGGUAAAAACACAUCUGCCAUGCUGAUCCUCAACACGGGGGCCCCUCAGGGGUGCGUGCUCAGUCCCCUCCUGUAUUCCCUGUUCACUCAUGACUGCAUGGCCAGGCACGACUCCAACACCAUUAAGUGAAGUUUGCCGAUGACACAACAGUGGUAGGCCUGAUCACCGACAACAAUGAGACAGCCUAUAGGGAGGAGGUCAGAAACAUGGCCACGUGGUGCCAGGACCGAGCAUGCCCCCAUUCUCAUCGAUGGGGCUGUAGGGGAGCAGGUUGAGAGCUUCAAGUUCUUUGGUGUCCACAUAACCAACAAAUUAACAUGGUUCAAGCACACCAAGACAGUCGUGAAGAGGGCACGACAAAACCUAUGUCCCCUAAAGAGACUGAAAAGAUUUGGCAUGGGUCCUCAGAUCCUCAAAAGGUUCUACAGCUGCACCAUCGAGAGCAUCCUUAAUGGUUGCGUCACUGCCUGGUAUGGCAAAUGCUCGGCCUCCGACCGCAAGGCACAACAGAGGGUUGUGCGUACAGCCCUGUACAUUACUGGGGACAAGCUUCCUGCCAUCCAGGACCUCUAUACCAGGCAGUGUCAGAGGAAGGCCAUAAAUAUUGUCAAAGACUCCAGCCACCCUAGUCAUAGACUGUUCUGUCUGCUACCGCACGGCAAGCGGUACAGGAGCACCAAGUCUAGGUCCAAGAGGCUUCUAAACAGCUUCUACCCCCAAGCAAUAAGACUCCUGAACAUCUAAUCAAACGGCUACACCAUCCCAACCGUGAAGCACGGGGGUGGCAGCAUCAUGCUUUGGGGGUGCUUUGCUGCAGGAGGGACUGGUGCACUUCACAAAAUAGAUGGCAUCAUGAGGAAGGAAAAUUAUGUGGAUAUAUUGAAUCCUAUAGAAAAUGUGUGGGCAGUACUGAAAAAGCGUCUGUGAGCAAGGAGGCAUACAAACCUGACUCAGUUACACCAGCUCUGUCAGGAGGAAUGGGCCAAAAUUCACCCAAUUUAUUGUGGGAAGCUUGUAGAAGGCUACCCGAAACGUUUGACCCAAGUUAAACAAUUUAAAGGCAAUGCUACCAAAUACUAGUGUACGUAAACUUCUGACCCAUUCUCUCUACUAUUAUUCUGACAUUUCACAUUCUUAAAAUAAAGUGGUGAUCCUAACUGACCUAAAGCAGGGCAUUUUUACUAGGAUUAAAUGUCAGGAAUUGUGAAAAACUGAGUUUAAAUGAAUUUGGCUAAGGUGUAUGUAAACUUCGGACUUCAACUGUAUAUAUAUCAUGGUGUACAAGACACCUGUCUGAUUCGCGCUGGGUGGACUGAUCCAUUGUGUAGCCUGUGGGGAUGGCACAGUCCAUCAGUCUAAGUCAUGUGCUACUGAAAUUGUAUAUGGUUAUAUUACAUAAGAACAAUGGUGCAACCAAGAUUGAACUCUUUGGCCUGAAUGCCAAGCAUCACGUCUGGAGGAAACCUGGCACAAUCCCUACUGUGAAGCAUGGUGGUGGCAGCAUCAUGCUGUGGGGAUGUUUUUCAGUGGCAUGGACUGGGAGACUAGUCAGGAUUGAGGGAAAGAUGAACAGAGCAAAGUACAGGGAGAUCCUUGAUGAAAACCUGCUCAGGACCUCAGACUGGGGCGAAGGUUCACCUUCCAACAGGACAACGACCCUAAGCACACAGCCAAGACAACGCAGGAGCCUGGACUUGAACCCGAUCAAACAUCUCUGGAGAUACCUGAAAAUAGCUGUGCAGUGAUGCUCCCAAUCCAACCUGGCAAGGCUUGAGAGGAUCUACAGAGAAGAAUGGGAGAAACUCCCCAAAUACGCCUGUGCCAAGCUUGUAGAGUCAUACCCAAGAAGACUCGAGGCUGUAAUUGCUGCCAAAGGUGCUUCAACAAAGUACUGAGUAAAGGGUCUGAAUACUUAUGUAAAUGUGAUAUUUCAGUUUUUCUUUUCUAUUUUGUAAAAAUGUCUAAAAACCUGUUUUUGCUUUGUCGUUAUGGGGUAUUGUUUGUAGAUUGAUGAGGGGGAAAAAACUAUCCGAAUGCAUUGUACUUCAAUACUUCUAUAGUGUGCCAAUCAAUCAUUCAUUCGUUCAUGUCAUCACACAGCAUACGAGUCAUUCAUGAUUGAAAUGCAAUCAAGCAUUUUAGUUUUAAAAUAAAAUAAAGCGAGCCUUGAACAAUAAAUAAACCGUUCCAUUUCGGGAAAUCCAUUCACGACUGAAUGCUAAUGUUUUUUUGUCACGAUCGUUAGACGGAGUAGACCAAUGCGCAGCGUUACCGGGCUGACGAUGCGCACCCCUGGCUUGGUUCGUGGAGCAGGAACGGGCCGGACCGGGCUGACGAUGCGCACCCCUGGCUUGGUGCGUGGAGCAGGAACGGGCUGGACCGGGCUGACGACUCGCACCCCUGGCUUGGUGCGAGUGGCAGGAACAGGCCGGGCCGGGCUGGCGACGCGCACCGUAGCUUUGGUGCGAGUGGCAGGAACAGGCCGGGCCGGGCUGGCGACGCGCACCGUAGCUUUGGUGCGAGUGGCAGGAACAGGCCGGGCCGGGCUGGCGAUGCGCACCGUAGGCUUGGUGCGAGUGGCAGGAACAGGCCGGGCCGGGCUGGCGACGCGCACCGUAGACUUGGUGGGAUGGGAGAAACUCCCCAAAUACGCCUGUGCCAAGCUUGUAGAGUCAUACCCAAGAAGACUCGAGGCUGUAAUUGCUGCCAAAGGUGCUUCAACAAAGUACUGAGUAAAGGGUCUGAAUACUAAUGUAAAUGUGAUAUUUCAGUUUUUCUUUUCUAUUUUGUAAAAAUGUCUAAAAACCUGUUUUUGCUUUGUCGUUAUGGGGUAUUGUUUGUAGAUUGAUGAGGGGGAAAAUACUAUCCGAAUGCAUUGAACUUCAAUACUUCUAUAGUGUGCCAAUCAAUCAUUCAUUCGUUCAUGUCAUCACACAGCAUACGAGUCAUUCAUGAUUGAAAUGCAAUCAAGCAUUUUAGUUUUAAAAUAAAAUAAAGCGAGCCAUGAACAAUAAAUAAACCGUUCCAUUUCGGGAAUUCCAUUCACGACUGAAUGCUAAUGUUUUUUUGUCACGAUCGUUAGACGGAGUAGACCAAUGCGCAGCGUUAGUUGCAAACAUACUUAAUGUUUAUUAUCUUUAGUGAUAAUAUAAACAACAAAACAACAAACGAAACGUGCAGUCCUACGGUUAACACAACCAACACGGAAACAAACCAAACGGAAACAAGAUCCCACAAACACUAAGGGAAAAACAGACUGUUUAAAUAUGGUUCCCAAUCAGAGACAACCAGCAACAGCUGACACUCGUUGCCUCUGAUUGGGAACCAAUCUGGCCAACAUAGAAAUAUAACACAUAGAACUAUAACACAGAACUAGAACACAUAGAAUCUACACACCCUGGCUCAACAUAUAGAGUCCCCAGAGCCAGGGUGUGACAGUACCCCCCCCCCCAAAGGCGCGGACUGCGACCGCGCCUCAACAUAGACAAACCAGGGGAGGGCUGGGUGGGCAUUCCUCCUCGGAGGCGGUUCCGGCUCCGGGCUUGACCACCACCCUCCAAUAAUCCCCCCGUAGCGCCCCUGGUCCGGUCUGGCCCCGCUGGCUGGAGCUGGACUGGACAUCGUAGGAGCGGAUUGCUUCAGCUCCGGUGUGGAGCAGCUGACCGGUACCUGACCAGGCACCGGUGACCCAGGCACGGGUUGUGCCGGACUGACGACGCCCACCCCUGGCUUGGUGCGUGGAGCAGGAACGGGCCGGACCGGACUGACGAUGCGAACCCCUGGCUUGGUGCGUGGAGCAGCAACGGGCCGGACCGGGCUGACGAUGCGCACCCCUGGCUUGGUGCGUGGAGCAGGAACGGGCCGGACCGGGCUGACGAUGCGCACCCCUGGCUUGGUGCGUGGAGCAGCAACGGGCCGGACCGGGCUGACGAUGCGCACCCCUGGCUUGGUGCGUGGAGCAGGAACGGGCCGGACCGGGCUGACGAUGCGCACCCCUGGCUUGGUGCGUGGAGCAGCAACGGGCCGGACCGGGCUGACGAUGCGCACCCCUGGCUUGGUGCGUGGAGCAGCAACGGGCCGGACCGGGCUGAUGAUGCGCACCCCUGGCUUGGUGCGUGGAGCAGGAACGGGCCGGACCGGGCUGACGAUGCGCACCCCUGGCUUGGUGCGUGGAGCAGGAACGGGCCGGACCGGGCUGACGAUGCGCACCCCUGGCUUGGUGCGUGGAGCAGGAACGGGCUGGACCGGGCUGACGACUCGCACCCCUGGCUUGGUGCGAGUGGCAGGAACGGGCUGGACCGGGCUGACGACUCGCACCCCUGGCUUGGUGCGAGUGGCAGGAACAGGCCGGGCCUGGCUGGCGACGCGCACCGUAGCUUUGGUGCGAGUGGCAGGAACAGGCCGGGCCGGGCUGGCGACGCGCACCGUAGCUUUGGUGCGAGUGGCAGGAACAGGCCGGGCCGGGCUGGCGACGCGCACCGUAGGCUUGGUGCGAGUGGCAGGAACGGGCCGGACCGGGCUGACGAUGCGCACCCCUGGCUUGGUUCGUGGAGCAGGAACGGGCCUGACCGGGCUGACGAUGCGCACCCCUGGCUUGGUGCGUGGAGCAGGAACGGGCUGGACCGGGCUGACGACUCGCACCCCUGGCUUGGUGCGAGUGGCAGGAACAGGCCGGGCCGGGCUGGCGACGCGCACCGUAGCUUUGGUGCGAGUGGCAGGAACAGGCCGGGCCGGGCUGGCGACGCGCACCGUAGCUUUGGUGCGAGUGGCAGGAACAGGCCGGGCCGGGCUGGCGACGCGCACCGUAGGCUUGGUGCGAGUGGCAGGACAGGCCGGGCCGGGCUGGCGACGCGCACCGUAGACUUGGUGCGUGUGGCAGGAACAGGCCGGGCCGGGCUGGCGACGCGCACCGUAGGCUUGGUGCGAGGGGCAGGAACAGGCCGGGCCGGGCUGGCGACGCGCACCGUAGGCUUGGUGCGAGUGGCAGGAACAGGCCGGACCGGGCUGGCGACGCGCACCGUAGGCUUGGUGCGAGUGGCAGGAACAGGCCGGGCCGGGCUGGCGACGCGCACCGUAGGCUUGGUGCGAGGGGCAGGAAAAGGCCGGGCCGGGCUGGCGACGCACACCGUAGGCUUGGUGCGGGGAGCAGGAACAGGCCGGGCCGGGCUGGCGACGCGCACCGUAGGCUUGGUGCGAGGGGCAGGAACAGGCCGGGCCGGGCUGGCGACGCACACCGUAGGCUUGGUGCGGGGAGCAGGAACAGGCCGGGCCGGGCUGGCGACGCGCACCAUCCACUUAGUGCGGGGAGCAGGAACGGGCCGGACCGGACUGGUGACGCACACCACUUGCUUGGUGUGAGGAGCGGGACUGGGUUUCGUCAUAACCCUCCGCUCCCUCAGCUGCCUACCGAGUUCCUCUCGCCGUGCCUCAAUUCUCACCUUCUCCCUUAUCGCCUCCAAUAGCUCCACCCUCUGCACCACUAACUCCUGCUCCCUCUGCGCCAAUAGCCCCCUUAACCUGGUGGCCUCCUCACCUAACCUCCUACUACGCCCUGUAGCUGCCUCCUGCUGCCCCAUCGCCCAUGCCGUAUGCCCCCCCCUAAAACAUUUUUGGGGUUGCCUCUCGUCCGUCCGACGACGACACUGUUGACGCCGUUGCUCCUCUCUCCGUCGCGCCUCUACCGUCUCACUCCAUGGACGGCGGUCCAUCCCGGCCUGGAUUUCCUCCCAGGUCCAGGACCCCUGCCCGUCCAAUAUUUGCUCCCACGUCCAGGCUGCCUGCUCCUGGACACGCUGCUUGGUCCUGGUAUGGUGGGAUCUUCUGUCACGAUCGUUAGACGGAGUAGACCAAUGCGCAGCGUUAGUUGCAAACAUACUUAAUGUUUAUUAUCUUUAGUGAUAAUAUAAACAACAAAACAACAAACGAAACGUGCAGUCCUACGGUUAACACAACCAACACGGAAACAAACCAAACGGAAACAAGAUCCCACAAACACUAAGGGAAAAACAGACUGUUUAAAUAUGGUUCCCAAUCAGAGACAACCAGCAACAGCUGACACUCGUUGCCUCUGAUUGGGAACCAAUCUGGCCAACAUAGAAAUAUAACACAUAGAACUAUAACACAGAACUAGAACACAUAGAAUCUACACACCCUGGCUCAACAUAUAGAGUCCCCAGAGCCAGGGUUUGACAUUUUUAGUCUUUGCUCUAAUAAAGGCUUAGCAAAAAUAUACUUUACAACAGACUCUCUGGUACGUUUUUUUAGUGUUGUUUACAUUGUUCCAAACGGUCAGCAAAAUGAUAUUGUAAUCGAUACAGCGCCUCUUUGGCCCAAAUAAUAAUAUGCUGGCAGCUCCUUACCUUUUUCUUGAUCUCCAGUAUUUUCCACAACUAGUCACAUUUAUUCCACACAUCUGACUUUCCUUUUACCUCCUGAGCAACCUGUAAAAAUUCCCCCGUUUCGAGUUGAUUUGUCACGUCCUCUGCAUCCAUUUUGCUGUCACAUGUGUUACGGUGUUCAGAGUUUGUUAUAACCAAUUUAUUGAUGUGAUAUGCUAUGCUAUAGGCACGGCCUGCCCGCUCAUUAGGCAGGAUUAGGAGGCCGCCAGUGGCGGUAGAUUGACGAGGGCAGCAUUUUCUGAGCUAAACUGACCAAGACGCACCUGCAACAACAUCACAUAAAACCUCACAUAAUCCUGUCCAAAAACAAUGACAAUUUCUCUCAACCAGUGGCAUAUGGGCUUUUUAGGUGAGCGCUGAUGCCACUCUUUGAUAAGCAGUGCCCACUUUGUCAAAGGCAGGGGCGCAAAAUAUUUUGCUUGUCCAUUUUCAGCGUGCCUUUCCAGGGUGCUGUUGGAGAGACGCAUCUCUGUAGUGCUCCACCAACGUUCAGUCAAAGGAUAUGGUAGAAAGAGGAUGUGGCCUUUUCUGUAGCCUACAGGCUGGAGAUAAAAUGUAUGACAAUGUCAUGACAGACACUUUUUACAUCAUGCAGGGUUCUCUGAUCAAAUAGCCUAACCCAAAUGGCGCUCAAUCAAAUAAAACAUGUGCUGUCAUGUUAAAUUAACAAAGCAACAUAUCCUAAAAACAGGACAGGUCAAAGUAAAAUGGACAAUCACAAUUGUUGUCCAGGAGUUUCACCCCAUUUCACCCCAAUUUUUUGACAAGCUGAUCAUAGCGAAAAAGAAAAUACUUCUGCAUUAGCCACUGUGUAAACACAUUGCAAAUAGGCUCACGAUAACUCCUGAUAAAGUUGAGUAGCUGACUUUCAGAGCUUAAAUAGCCAAAUUGAUUAGUCACAUGAAUCAGGACUAAUAAAGCCAAUGCAAUGGCCUGUUUUACAAAAGGUGAGUCUACCACAUGGAUGGGCAUUCAUAAAAUUCCAUUGCAGGCGGACAUGGUAGGCUUCACCCUAGUAAGAACAAGCCGACAUCUUUUGGACGUCUUUUUGGGGUUCUGUCUGGGCAUCGUUUUUGGUGUUUUACAAAUGGUAUGCUUACCACAUAGAUGGGCAUUAAUAACAUUCAAUUUCAGGCAACACUGUAGGCUACACCUCAGUAAGCACUGACCGAUGUCUUUUUUUGGUGCAGUUCCGGACCGGCCUUGAUUUCCAUAUCCACUGACAUAGAUUUUUGGUCCAUUUUGUCCGGUCUGGAACAUCCUUGAUUUGGUCCAAACAUAGACAUCUAUAAAUAACUUAUUUUCAACUUUCAUUCAGAUCCAAAAAUGAGCCUGAUUUCAACAUCCGAAAAAAAUAAUAAUGUCAAUGUCUGUAAAAUACGUAUUUUCAACAUCAUAAAAUAAAUAUUUUCACCUUUCAUUCAGAAUCUAAAUUGAACCUAAAUUCAAAGUCUUGGAAAUACGUAUUUUCAACGUCAUUUUGCUUACUGGGACAAUUCUAGUCUCGCAUAUGGUGGCAGAACCGCAAAGGCCGGGCCUGGCUCUGUUGUGCGGGAUUAGCUUUUUCUGGGGGAGGUCGGGUAAUGUAAUUAAGUGAAUGAGCACAAAACACCACAUCUGUCAUUUUAGCCCCGUCCGAAUCUGCCAUGUCAUUUUUACAUGGCAGGAGAGUAACAAUUCCAGCCAGAAUAACCUCCUGUUUUUUUUUUUUUAGAACUCCAAUGUUCUGUGAUAAUAUUAGUCACAUGCGAAUUGGCAUCCCUGUGUUUUGAGAGAAAUGUCUGAGUUUGACAGGUGUUGCAAUAACUGAUUCGAUAAAUUGAACUAAGUGCUGCGCAUCAGCUAUAUAUGAAUGGCCUACAUGUAGCCUAGCAACUUUCACAGUGAAUGCUUUGGUUUAUAUGUUUUCUGCAUAUGAAUGGAAUAUUGCGAAAUGCAUCAGUAAAAAAUAUUGAGCCUAUUUAAUGCAACCCUUGCUGUUAAUAGAUUGCAAAGCAGCAGCAUACAACUGACCUAAACGUUUGGAAAUGACAAGUUAACUUUCUCAUCCAUAGCCUGAAAAGGCAUCGCAACUGCAAUUGCACUGUUUAGCUCACACCUGAAGGCUGGUGGUGUCACGCCCUGACUCAUGGGACUCUUGUAUGUUGAGUCAGGGUGUGGAUACCUAUGUUAGUAUUUCUAGGUUUUCAUUCUAGGUUUGUAUGUCUAUGUUUGGCCGGGUGUGAAUCCCAAUCAGAGACAGCUGUCGCUCGUUGUGUCUGAUUGGGGAUCAUACUUAGGCAGCCUAAUGGGACUCAUUAGUUGUGGGAUCUUGUUCCGGUUUGAGGCUUGUAUGGUGGUUAGCCUUAGGACUUCACAUUUCGUUUGUUUGUUGUUUUGUUUAGUAUGUUUAUCGUUGUAAUAAACAUGUACGCAUUUCACGCUGCGCCUUGGUCUGACCCGUCCUUAAACGAACGUGACAGGUGGGCAUUUAGGACAUAUUGUAGAUCACUAACAUAUCCUAAUGAUUAUGACCACACUUCCUCAAUUCAAAUAUUAUGGCGACACUAUAGAAAUAUGGUUUGGUUAAGCAAUGAGGGGGUUAUUAUACGGCCAAUAUACCACAGCUAAGGGAUGUUCUUAGGCAAGACGCAACCUGGUGCCUUAUUGCUAUUAUAAACUGGUUACCAACGUAAUUAGAGCGGUAAAAUAAAUGUUUUGUCAUACCCCUGGUAUACGGUCUGAGCCAAUCAGCAUUCAGGCCUCGAACCACCCAGUUUAUAAUAUGGUUUAUACAACAUGCCGGUCUAAUGCUGAUCGGUUAAAACCGCAUUCCAGCCGCUGUCUAUUUCGCAAGUUAUCACUGGCUAAAUCUAUGAUGUUAAAAUGCCUAUUUACUCUGUUCCAUCUGACUGCGCAAUCCACUGUCUCAUCAAAUCUUAUUUGCCACUUGAAAAUAGUCCGGGUAGCCAUGAUUAGCUGUUCAGGAGUCUUAUGGCUUGGGGGUAGUAGCUGUUAAGAAGCCUUUUGGACCUAGACUUGGCGCUCCGGUACCGCAUGCCGUGUGGCAGCAGAGGGAACAGUCUAUGACUAGGGUGGCUGGAGUCUUUGACAAUUUUUAUGGCCUUCCUCUGACACCGCCUGGUAUAGAGGUUGUGGAUGGCAGGAAGCUUGGCCCCAGUGAUGUACUGGGCCGCACACACUACCCUAUGUAGUGCCUUGCGGUCGGAGGCCGAGCAGUUGCCAUACCAGGCGGUGAUGCAACCAGUCAGGAUGGUGCAGCUGUAUAACUUUUUGAGGAUCUGAGAACCCAUGCCAGAUCUUUUCAGUCUCCCGAGGGGGAAUAGGUUUUGUCGGGCCCUCUGUACGAUUGUCUUGGUGUGUUUGGACCAUGAUAGUUUGUUGGUGAUGUGGACACCAAGGAACUUGAAGCUCUCAACCUGUUCCACUACAGCCCCAUUGAUGAGAAUGGGGGUGUGCUCAGUCCUGUCUUUUUGUUCCUGUAGUCCACAAUCAUCUCCUCUGUCUUGAUCACAUUGAGGGAGAGGUUGUUAUCCUGGCACCACACGGCCAGGUCUCUGACCUCCUCCCUAUUGGCUGUCUCAUCGUUGUCGGUGAUCAGGCCUACCACUGUUGUGUCAUCGGCAAACUUAAUGAUGGUGUUGUAGUCAUGGGUGAACAGGGAGUACAGGAGUGGACUGAGCACGCACCACUGAGGGGCCCCCGUGUUGAAGAUCAGUGUGGCAGAUGUGUUGUUACCUACCCUUACCACCGGGGGGCGGCCCGUCAGGAAGUCCAGGAUCCAGUUGCAUAGGGAGGUGUUUAGUCCCAGGGUCCUUAGCUUAGUGAUGAGCUUUGAGGGCACUAUGGUGUUGAACGCUGAGCUGUAGUCAAUGAAUAACUUUGUCACGUAGGUGUUCCUCUUGUCCAGGUGAGAAAGGGCAGUGUGGAGUGCAAUAGAGAUUGCAUCAUCUGUGGAUCUGUUGGGGCGGUAUGCAUAUUUAGUGGGUCUAGUUUUUCUGGGGUAAUGGUGUUUAUGUGAGCUAUGACCAGCCUUUCAAAGCACUUCAUGGCUACAGACAUGAGUGCUAUGGGUCGGUAGUCAUUUAGGCAGGUUAGUGUUCUUGGGCACAGGGACUAUGGUGGUAUGCUAGAAUUAUGUACAGACUUGUUGAAAAUGUCAGUGAAGACACUUACCACUUGGUAAGCGCAUGCUCAGAGUACACGUCCUGGUAAUCCAUCUGGCCCCCUCGGCCUUGUGAAUGUUGACCUGCUUAAAAGUCUUACCAACAUCGGCUAUGGAGAGUGUGAUCACAUAGUCAUCCGGAACAGCUGAUGCUCUCAUGCAUGCAUGUUGCUUGCCUCGAAGCGAGCAUAGAAGUGACUUAGCUCGUCUGGUAGGCUUGUGUCACUGGGCAGCUCGCGGCUGUGCUUCCCUUUGUAGUCUGUAAUAGUUUGCAAGCCCUGCCACAUCCGACGAGUGUCGGAGCCGGUGUAGUACGAUUAAAUCUUAGUCCUGUAUUGACACUUUGCCUGUUUGAUGGUUCAUCGGAGGGCAUAUCGGGAUUUCUUAUAAGCGUCCAGGUUAGAGUCCUGCUCCUUGAAAGCUGCAGCUCUACCCUUUAGCUCAGUGCGGAUGUUGCCUAUCAUCCAUGGCUUCUGGUUGGGGUAUGUACGUACAGUCACUGUGGGGACAACGUCAUCGAUGCACUUAUUGAUGAAGGCAGUGACUAAUGUAGUGUACUCCUCAAUGCAAUCGGAAGAAUCCAGGAACACAUUCCAGUCUGUGCUAGCAAAACAGUCCUGUAGCUUAGCAUCUGCGUCAUCUGACCACUUCCUUAUUAACCUAGGAUAAAGUAAUCCUUCUACCCCCCCCCCCCACCCCCCCCCCCCCCAAAAAAAAUUGUAAAGUGGUUAUCCCACUGGCUAUAGGGUGAAUGCAUCAAUUUGUGAGUCGCUCUGGUCAAGAGCGUCUGCUAAACGACGUAAAUGUGCCCUUGAGCAAGGCACUUAACCCUAAUUGCUCCUGUAAGUCGCUCUGGAUAAGAGCGUCUGCUAAAUGACUAAAAUGUCAAUGUAAAAUGUAACCGAGUCACUGGUGCUUCCUGCUUUAGUUUUUGCUUAUAAGCAGGAAUCAGGAGGAUAUAAUUAUGGUCAGAUUUGCCAAAUGGAGAGCGAGGGAGAGUUUUGUACACGUCUCUGUGUGUGGAGUAAAGGUGGUGUAGAGUUUUUUUUCCUCAGGUUGCACAUUUAACAUGCUGGUAGAAAUUAGGUAGGACCCAGCCAAGCAAUUUCUAAACUUGAUCUCCACUAUAAAAAGCAUCUACACAUUAUCUGACAUUUAGUUUUCAACAGCGGAGAUUUGUAUAAACCUUUGUCUGUCUUUCCGACAUUUGCAACAUUGUUUCAAUAUUCAAAUUCCAUCUCCAGCUGUCCCAUAGUAAUGAACAUGUCGGGAGUCAGGAUGAGAUGGACUGACAGGCAGCGUUUCUCAGCCAGUUGAAAUCAUGAAUCAGCUGACAUUUUUAUGGAUAUAUAUACAAAGAAAUGUCAGUUGAAAAAAGAUAAAAAUAAAUGAAGUGCAGCUAGUUUGCAGUCUUUCCAGCUUCAGUUUAAAGUAAUUGUGUUAGCUGUGUUGUUGGCUAACUUGUGACCUGACAAGUGAGCACAUUUUCUAUGCCAGGCGAAAUCGCACCUCAUUAGCUCAUUGUUAUAGAUGUAUCCAAAUAAAUGUCACUAGAAAACAGCUUAAACAAAUGCAGCUACUUUGCUGUUAUUCUGGCUAAUUUCCUGAUUAUGAUCUUGUCUCAUUGCUGCAACUACCCAACGGGCUCGGGAGAGGCAAAGGUCGAGUCGCCCGCUUCUUAACAUCCGCUCCUUAACCCGGAAGCCAGCUGCACCAAUGUGUCGGAGGAAACACUGUUCAACUGAUGACCGCUAGAGCGCGAUGAGCCAAUUAAAGCUCCCCCGGCCAAACGCUCCCCUAACCCGGACGAAGCUGGGCCAAUUGUGCGCUGCCCUAUGGGACUCCCGGUCACGGCCGGUUGUGACAUAGCCUGGGAUCGAUCUCCAGGCUGUAGUAAUGCCGCAACACUGCAAUGCAGUGCCUUAGACCGAUGCGCCACUCGGGAGGACCCUGUCUGCACUUUUUGACCUGACCGUAAGUUAGCCGUAGUUUGCUAGCUAGCAAGCAAGGGAUAAGAACGUUGCCAGCUAGUAUGCGUAUAAGCUUAGUCUCGGGCCUAACAACACCCGUGCCAAUAUAGCCUCCAAACACUGGCUUCUCGGGCAUUAUCACUUAAUUGGAAACUUGGGAACCAAGCUUGAGUUAUCAGUGUAGUCCUAUUACCUGGACAUGUUGAAAUACUGUAUCUUCAUGCCUAGAAUAAAAACCUCCAGGCUUCCUUCAUAACUAUCAAUUAGUUGGAGAAAAAAAAUAAAGAAUUACGGGGGCAGUUUGGAAAAAACUAAUACAAUCCGAAUCGUCCUCUGGAAUAACGGACAUUCUGGAGUAAUAAUGAUAUAACCAACGUUCUCUAGUAAUACUAGUCCCAUGCGAAUAGGUAUUUGGUCACGUGCAUGCGCCGCAUACAUGUGUCACGUAAAGAGAGCAAGGUUUGAGGGAAUAAGGAAUGUUUUUCCUAAACAAAUGAGGGAUCUCGGUAACAAAACUUUUCAAUCAGAAAUGGCUGUAAUUAUGUUGCAGCUUCAGCAACACGGACAGCGCGAUUAACACUUUGAUGUUCUGCGGUGGUCACUGCAGCAGGGAGGAGAGUGAGACAACAGCUGCUAGUCACAGUCACUCGCUGUCUUUUGUUAAUUUUAACACAGCGCAGAAAGUCUGAGCAUGGCCCCGCACAAUCAAAUAAAUUGCUGGUCGGACUCCCUCUAGUCAAUUGUGUGUCUUAAUUAUUUAAUUAAACCUUGUGCUUAAAGCACCAGACAAGCUCAGUGAAUAAAGUUGAUUUGAUUAAAACACAUAGAAUGUGUCAAUAUAUGGAAAAAUAAAAGUAACUUACUUUCGAAAGAACAGACGACUCUUGGUCGACCAAGAUUUGUUUUUGUCGGGGACAGCCCUACCACUGUGACCACUGUAAUUGAACCAAAAUUAAGAAAAUCCUUGUCUAUGUACAGAUCGGUGAGCAUAGCUUUACUAUUGAGAGAGGCCGCCAUCAGCAGACCUGGCUCUCAAAAGAAGACAGGCUAUGUACCCACUGCCCACAAAAUGAGUUGGAAACCAAACUGCACUUCCUAACCGACUGUCAACUGUAUGACCAUAUCAGAGACACAUAUCUCCCUGAGAUUACACAGGCCCACAAAGAAUUUGAAAACAAAUCCAACCUUGAUAAACUCCCAUAUCUAUUAGUUGAAAUACCAGUGUGCAAUCACAGCAGCAAGAUUUGUGACCUGUUGCCACAAGAAAAGGGCAACCAGUGAAGAACAAACACCAUUGUAAAUACAACCUAUAUUGAUGUUUAUUUAUUUUCCCUUUCAUAUUUAAACUAUUUGCACAGUGUUACAACACUGUACAUUGCCAAUAGUAUAACAUUUGAAAUGUCUAUAUUUUAAUACUUUUAUGAGUGUAAUGUUUACUGUUUCUUUUUUGUUUCCCUUUUGUUGUCUAUUUCACUUACUUUGGCAAUGUUAACAUAUGUUUCCCAAGGAAAGAGAGUGAGCGAGAGAGAAUAAUCUAACCUCUUGUGCUUUAAUCUAGCUGCAUGUAGAGCUCAUGAAGCAGGGUGUGUCUGACGUUCAACUGCGCUGGAGGACUCAACCAGAUGGACAGAUUUUCCACCGUGAGGAAGAAGAGGAGGGUGGAACCACUCAGACAGGUAACAACAAGGAGCACAUUACAGACUGUUUUCCUUAUUGCAACAGACAGGCAUUGAAGACAUUGUGCUUUUAUCAGAGUUGGGGUCAAUUAUAUUUCAGGAAAUAAACACAUUUUUAUUCAAAUUUUCCUCAAUGUAUUUCAAUGCUGAAAAUGUGGAAGUAGAAUAUCAGUUUACUUCCUGAAUUGAAAUGGAAUUAUCCCUAACUCUGGGUCUUAUUACCUUGUUUCCAAGUUGUUAUUGUAGUGCGUGUUAGCGAGUGAUAUCUCAAUUAGUACCUGAAAGAGUUUGUCAUUUCUUUUCCAGGUGUCUGUGGAACUGAAGGGGGCUAGCCUGGUGAGAGACUCCAAGGAGACAAAAUAGUUUUAACAUUGGACUGUUUUGAUGACAUAAUCUAUCUACCAUAAAACUUCAAUUAUACACAGUCUCAAAUAAACACCUGUUUCAAAAUAAACCCAAGGUCUAAAUGAAUUGUUUACGAGGUUACCAUGAAUUGUUUCGGAGGUUUAAUGUUUGAUUUGUUACAUUAAAUAAUUCAGUAAUGACUCGAAGAAAUUAUGGCAAUCUUCCGUUUUUAUUGCCAGUAAAAAAAACUGCUAACCAUUGGCUGCUAACAGCUGAGAACUGCUAGCUAACUGGCAAGCAUAAAAACAGUCAACAACUUUGGGAAUACAGACCCCCAGAAAUUGGCAUUUUUUAAAAUUUAUUAUAGAGGCCUACUAAGACAAAAGAAACGUGACACAAUGUGUAAAUGAUAACACAUUAGUGCAGGAAAUUGAUUAAAAUGCUGGAAGUGAAUGCUGGAAUUAAACAACUAUGCAAAUUAGUAAAAGGAGUGUGCAUUAAGUAAAUUGAUGCCUGGCUCAAAUAGAAGCCUGCAUCUAACAAAACACCACAACAUAAAGAGAGACCUACAUUGCCUUGCAACUCAUCCUCCUUGGCGUUUUUCCUAUUUUGUUGCAUUACAACAUGUCAUUUAAAUUGAUUUUUAUUUGGAUUUCAUGUAAUGGCCAUACAAAAAUAGUCAAAAUUGGUGAAGUGACAUGAAAAAAAUAACUUGAUUUAAAAAAUUCGAAAAAAUAAAUAACGCAAAAGUGGUGCGUGCAUAUGUAUUAACCCCCUUUGCUAUGAAGCCCCUAAAUAAGAUCUGGUGCAACCAAAUACCUUCGGAAGUCACAUAAUUAGUUAAAUAAAGUCCACCUGUGUGCAAUCUAAGUGUCACAUGAUCUCAGUAUAUAUACACACCUGUUCUGAAAGGUCCCAGAGUCUGCAACACCACUAACCAAGGGGCACCACCAAGCAAGCGGCACCAUGAAGACCAAGGACCUCUCCAAACAGGUCAGGGUCAAAGUUGUGGAGAAGUACAGAUCAGGGUUGGGUUAUACAAAAAUAUCAGAAACUUUGAACAUCCCACGGAGCACCAUUAAAUCCAUCAUUAAAAAAUGGAAAGAAUAUGGCACCACAACAAACCUCCCAAGAGAGGGCCGCCCACCAAUACUCACGGACCAGGCCAGGAGGGCAUUAAUCAGAGAGGCAACAAAGAGACCAAAGAUAACCCUGAAGGAGCUGCAAAGCUCCACAGCGGAGAUUAGAAAAUCUGUCCAUAGGACCAUUUUAAGCCGUACACUCCACAGAGCUGGGCUUUACGGAAGAGUGGCCAGAAAAAAGCCAUUGCUUAAAGAAAAAAAUAAGCAAACACAUUUGGUGUUCGCCAAAAGGCAGGUGGGAGACUCCCCAAACAUAUGGAAGAAGCUACUCUGGUCUGAUGAGAGUAAAAUUGAGCUUUUUGGCCAUCAAGGAAAAUGCUAUGUCUGGCGCAAACCCAACACCUCUCAUCACCUCGAGAACACCAUCCCCACAGUGAAGCAUGGUGGUGGCAGCAUCAUGCUGUGGGGAUGUUUUUCCAUCGGCAGGGACUGGAAAACUGGUCAGAAUUGAAGGAAGGACGGCGCUAAAUACAGGGAAAUUCUUGAGGGAAACCUGUUUCAGUCUUCCAGAGAUUUGAGACUGGUACGAAGGUUCACCUUCCAGCAGGACAAUGACCCUAAGCAUACUACUAAAGCAACAUUCGAGUGGUUUAAGGAGAAACAUUUAAAUGUCUUGGAAUGGCCUAGUCACAGCCCAGACCUCAAUCCAAUUGAGAAUAUGUGGUAUGACUUAAAGAUUGCUGUACACCAGCGGAACCCAUCCCACUUUAAGGAGCUGGAGCAGUUUUGCCUUGAAGAAUGGGCAAAAAUCCCAGUGGCUAGAUGUGCCAAGCUUAUAGAGACAUACCCCAAGAGACUUGCAGCUGCAAUUGCUGCAAAAGGUGGCUCUACAUAGUAUUGACUUUGGGGGGGGGGGGGGGGGGGGGGUGAAUAGUUAUGCACGCUCAAGUUCUGUUUUUUUGUCUUAUUUCUUGUUUGUUUCACAAUUUAAAUAUAUUUUGCAUCUUCAAUGUGGUAGGCAUGUUGUGUGAAUCAAAUGAUACAAAUCCCCCAAAAAUCCAUUUAAUUCCAGGUUGUAAGGCAACACAAUAAGAAAAAUAUCAAAACACUGGAUGUGGUGCAAACAGAAUAAUAGCAAAUGAUAAUGGAAUAAUUAUUAUUUCUGAUCAAAUAAAAGUAAACCCACAGGAGGAUGUUUGGACACUGACUGACAGAACAUUUAAAUAUUAUUCCAGGAACAUCCUUCCACCAAAAAGCACACAAACACAUGCAUUUGCCUUCAAUCAUUUCAAUAGAAAACAUCGGCAUCCACAGAUUGAUGUUAUUGUGUAUUUACCCUUACAGAAAACCCAUCUCAAAAGGAGACAUUUAGUAUGCUAGCUAUUAACUACAGUACAGUACCUUCAUAUGAUGUGCCUAGGGCCAGGAGUGCUUCCUGACCAUGUGGUUUGACCAGAGGGGUAUACUACAAAGUAGGAUCAAAGCCAGCUAACUUUGAUAAACAACCAGAAAUAACUAUUUUAUCAUUCAUAAAGAAAUCUAAACUUAGAUAUGUGUUUUUGGUUGUUGAGUUACGUAGACCAUGCCCAUUUCAAGCUGAUCUUUCAAAAAAAAAAAAAAAAAAAUCUGAAUAUUUAGGCAAGUUAUCAGGCUCUCCUUGAGCCUUCAUCUUCAUAUAACCCUCUGGACAACUAGGGCCCUGAAUCUUUUCCUGGUCAGGAGAAACUGCUUAGGGGGAAUGUAAAUGUUAUACUCCUCGAGUCCUCUAUCCUCCUUCUCAAAACCUAUUGAAGGAGAAGGUCAGAGGAGAGGGAACUCUGGCUUUCUCAUCCAAUGGAUUUUUAGGAGGCACAGAGAGAGGAUGCGAGGAGUAUCCAAUUGAGAUUCUCCCAUAGUGUUCUACUAAAUUAUCAGUGUACGAGUACACCGAGGUGUGUUAUCCAUCUUAGUAAGGGCCACAGUGUUCACAGUUAAACAUCAGCCAUCUUAGAAAGAGACAUGCAAAACACUUGUUUCUAAUUGUGCGUUCAAGACAACUGGGAACAAAAAAAAAACACCAAGGUCAAAUCAUGACGAUCUUAAGGUCGGAGCUUUAGAAAGAGGCCCAGGUUCCUGGAAUUCCGAGUUGGAUGACCGUUCAAAACUAAAUUUUCCCUGUCGGAACUAGUUUUUUUCCAAGUUCUCAGUUGUCGUAAACGCACUGAAGUCGAAGAGUUCAGAACUCCCAAAGGUUUUGAACGCGGCAUAAGGCUCAGAGUAGGCGACAGCCAGGCAGGAAAAGCCUUUUCUAAACAUGCUGGCUCAUCAUUCACAUUCACUGUUUUAACAGCAUCCAGCUCUCACCUCUCGCACAUACACUUCGUUUUCAAAGUCUGUCGGCAAGUGGUUUUCCUGAGAACAAUAUGAAACAUCUAUAUGGAUCUAAUAUGCAUUGAAGGAUGGAUCUACAAUGUAUUGAAGGAUUUUAUACAUAGUUAAAUAGAUUUCUAGAUUACAGGCGGCCAACGUGUUCUGUAUCCCAUUCAAAUAUUCUAUCUUCUACUAUUCAGUCUUUCACUGUCUGGGUGUGGUCUUUCACCUCCUCAAUGUCUUUAUGUCUGGGUGUGGUCUUUCACCUCCUCAAUGUCUUUAUGUCUGGGUGUGGUCUUUCACCUCCUCAAUGUCUUUAUGUCUGGGUGUGGUCUUUCACCUCAAUGUCUUUAUGUCUGGGUGUGGUCUUUCAUCUCCUCAAUGUCUUUAUGUCUGGGUGUGGUCUUUCACCUCCUCAAUGUCUUUAAGUCUGGGUGUGGUCUUUCACCUCCUCAAUGUCUUUAUGUCUGGGUGUGGUCUUUCACCUCCUCAAUGUCUUUAAGUCUGGGUGUGUGGUUGUCGUGUCAAGUUCUUCAGCACCCUGUUCCCACAAAGGGAGCAACAUAAGUCAAAAGUAGUGCACUAUAAAGGGAAUAGGGCAUUUCGGACUUGUUCUAACGGUUAAGACGUUGGCCAGGGGGUGGGUUGGCGUGUGCGGUGACCAUGUGUCUCUCUAAAUUCUUCAGCACCCUGUAUUUUUUGCCACAGAGGGUGCAGCCAAAGGGUUUCUCCCCUGUGUGAAACCUCAUGUGGAUCUUCAGUUUCCCAUUGCACCGGAACUGCUUCCCGCAGUCUUUACAGUGGUACGGUUUCUCCCCUGCGUGGGCCCUCUGGUGCUUCUUCAGGUUCUUCCUGAGCGAGAACGCCCGUUGACACUGGGAGCAGCAGUACGGUUUCUCUCCGGUGUGGUUUAAACGGCGGUGCCGCCGCAGCUUCCGUUUCCGGUAGAAGAUCUUGCUGCAGUCCCAGCAGAUGCGCAGGCGACGGUGACACUGUCCCACCAGCCGCAUGUCCUUGAGCUUCACUGGAGAGGAUGAGAUAAGAUAGGAAAGCAUAAAAUACGAUUAUUAAUGCAAAAUUCCAGUAAUUUCCCCAAAAUUCCCAGAAAUCCUGGUAAGAUUCCCAGAAUAAAAGAGGGAAUUCUGGAAAAGUGGAAAACCUGGCAAAUUUGGGAGUGUUAACAGAAUUUUGCACCCUUGGAUAAGAUAAGACAAACUUAAUUAUCCACUAGGGUAAAACAGUCUUAGACACAGUACUACUGUAUUCCUAAUAAAAACUAUACAUUGAAUACUCGACACAUACAGUGCCUUCAGAAAGUAUUAGUUCCCCCUUCACUUAUUCCAUUUGUGUUACAGCCUGAAUUCAAAAUGGAUAAAAUUGAUGCCCCAUAAUGACAAAGUGAAAACGUGUUUUUAGAAAUGUUUGCUAAUUUAUUGAAAAUUAAAUACAGAAAUCUCAUUUACAUAAGUAUUCACAGCCCGUAGGCAAUACUUUGUAGAAGCACCUUUGCUAGUGAUUACAGCUGUGAGUCUUUCUGGGUAUGUCUCGAAGCACAUUCCACACCUGGAUUGCGCAACAUUCUACCCAUUAUUAUUUUCAAAGUUCUUCAAACUCUGUCAAAUUGGUUGUUGAUCAUUGCUAAACAACAAUUUUCAGGUCUUGCAAUAGAUUUUCAAGUAGAUUAAAUCAAAACUUUAACUCAGUCACUCAGGAACAUUCACGGUCUUAUUGGUAAGCAACUCCAAUGUAGAUUUGGCCUUGUGUUUUAGGUUAUUGUCCUGCUGAAAGAUGAAUACAUCUCACAGUGUCUGGUGGAAAGCGAACUGAACCAGGUUUUCCUCUAGGAUUUUGCCAGUGCUUAGCUCCAUUCCUUUUAUUUAUUUUUACCUGAAACACACCUGAGUCCUUAACGUUCCACAAGCAUACCCAUAUCAUGAGCAGCCACCACUAUGCUUGAAAAUAUAAAGUGGUACUCAGUAAUUUGUUAUAUUGGAUUUGCCCCAAACAUCACACUUCGUACUCAGGACAAAAAGUUAAUUGCUUUGUCACAUAAAAAAAAUGUUUUAUAUUACUUUAGUGCCUUGUUGCAAACAGGAUGCAUCUUUUGGAAUAUUUUUUAAUCUGUACAGGCUUCCUUCUUUUCACUCUGUCAAUUAGGUUAGUAUUGUGGAGUAACUACAAUGUUGUUGAUCCAUCCACAGUUCUAUCACAGCCAUUAAACUCUUUUAAAGUCACCAUUGGCCUCAUGGUGAAAUCUCUGAGCGGUUUCCUCCCUCUUUGGCAAGUGAGUUAAGAAGGACGCCUGUAUCUUUGAAGUGACUGGGUGUAUUGAUACACCAUCCAAAGUGUAACUAAUAACUUCACCAUGCUCAAAGGGAUAUUCAAUGUCUGCUGUUUUGUUUUACCCAUCUACCAAUAGGGGCCCUUCUUUGCAAGGCAUUGGAAAAGCUCCCUGGUCUUUGUGGUGGAAUUUGUGUUUGAUAUUCACUGCUCUAAGGUACCUUACAGAUAAUUGUAUGUGUGGGGUACAGAAAUGAGGUAGUCAUUCAAAAAACAUGUUAAAUACCAUUAUUGCACACAGUGAGUCCAUGCAACAUUAUCUUAUUUGUUAAGCACAUUGUUACCCCUGAACUUAUUUAGGGUUGACAUAAUAAAGGGGUUGAAUACUUAUUGACUCAAGACAUUUCAGCUUCUCAUUUGGAAUUAAUUUAUAAAAAUGUCUAAAAACAUAAUUCCACUUUGACAUUAUGGGGUAUUGUGUGUAGGCCAGUGACUUAAAAAAGAAUAGCCAUUUAAUCCAUUUCAAAUUCAGACUAACAAAAUGUGGAAAAAGUCAAGGGGUGUGAAUACUUUGAAGGCACGGAGUAUACAAACCAUUAAAAACACCUGCUAUUUCCAUGACAGACUGACCAGGUGAAAGCUAUGAUCCCUUAAUGAUGUCACUUGUAAAAUCCACUUCAAAAUCAGAGUAGAUGAAGGGGAGGAGACAGGUUAAAGAAGGAUUUUUAUGUCUUGAGACAAUUGAGACAUGGAUUGUGUGUGUGCCAUUCAGAGGGUGAAUGGGCAAGACAAAAUAUUUAAGUGCCUUUGAACUAAGUAUGGUAGUAGGUGCCAGGAGCACCGGUUUGUGACAAGAACUGCAACGCUGCUGGGUUUUUCACUCGCAACAGUUUCCCGUGUGUAUCAAGAAUAGUCCACCACCCAAAGGACAUCCAGCCAACUUGACAACUGUGGGAAGCAUUGGAGUCAACAUGGGCCAGCAUCCUUGUGGAACGCUUUUGACACCUUGUAGAGUCCAUGCCCCAACAAAUGAGGCUGUUCUGAGGGCAAAAGGGGGGGGGGGGGGGGGGUGUAAUUCAAUAUUAGGAUGGUGUUUCUAAUGUUUGGUAUACUCAGUGUACAAACAAGAAGGGAGGACUAAGGCUUCAAUUCCUUGCAUCCUCCAUCCUCACCACCUUCUCGAAACCUUCUGGAAAAGGUCAGAGGAGAGGAACUUUGGACUUACUCCUCCAAUAAGGUUGAGGAGGCGAGGAGAUCCGAUUCAAGGAAUUGAGAGUUACAGAAUUGGUGAAUACCUGAACAGGUUCUCAUCUGCUUCUCCAGCUCACGGGGCAGCAGUGGUGGAGUGGAGGGGAAGCGGUGAGGUGGAGUGGUGGUGGGGGUGAGGGGGGCACGGUGCGGUGUUCUGGAGGA
Messenger RNA from Coregonus sp. 'balchen', 27855 nucleotides. NCBI's taxonomy places the organism in Eukaryota, Metazoa, Chordata, Actinopteri, Salmoniformes, Salmonidae. The record is from the annotation of a GenBank genome assembly.